AUGGCUAUGUCGCUUGUACAACACAAGGCGGAGCUUAAUUGUAAAACCAAUCACGUUCAUACAGAAAACGUACGACAUUCAAUAGCCGUUAGUGAAAUGUUGCCGUAUUCUACCGUCGCUGCUAUUGAUUACGCAGCUUAUCAGUCACGUUCUGGAUUGUCUGCAUCAAAUGGAACAUCGUUUACACACUCCUGGUUGGUACCAACGCAGGAAAUAAGCAGCGUAAAUUUUAAGCCCAAUCAACAGCAGCCGAUUGAACCGGGGCACGUUUCUUACGACUCUAAGAAAGGUCAGCGCUUAUCUGAAAUCAAUGAUUCCCUGAAUUGGUAA
Clunio marinus is the source of this 330-nucleotide messenger RNA. Lineage: Eukaryota; Metazoa; Arthropoda; Insecta; Diptera; Chironomidae. The record is from the annotation of a GenBank genome assembly.